Molecule: messenger RNA, 1206 nt
Organism: Phialemonium atrogriseum
Lineage: Eukaryota; Fungi; Ascomycota; Sordariomycetes; Cephalothecales; Cephalothecaceae
Exons: 1
Coding region: 79-783 (234 amino acids)
Molecular function (GO): protein binding
Source: RefSeq, a predicted model, not a curated record
GGAUACAAAAGCCGGCCUUGAGACUGCUGUUUCAACCGACAUUUGCCCACGAUCCCGGGGCUUGCGACAAAGGCCGCAAUGGUCGACAAGUUUCCACUGGAGACCUUUGAUCAGGUAUUUUCAUUCCUGAGCACCGCCGACAUCUGCCGCGUCCGUCUCGUUUGCAAAACCUUUGCACAACUCGGCUCACGAUAUCUCUGCCCCAACGUCUAUACAGACCUGACCCCGGCAAGUCUGGCGAAACUCAGAUCCCUCUCCCAAUGCGAGAAUGUCGCCGUCAAUGUCCGAUCAUGGGAAUAUUGGCCAUUAACUGGGAAACAACCAAAGAUGUCCUAUGCCGAGUACCGGGAAAUUCUUGACUACAACCCCUAUGAAUCGCUCUGGGAAUCAUACCUAAAGUAUGGCGCCCUCGUCCGCGGUCAGGUAGCAAUAUUGGAAGCGGGAUACGACUAUGACACAUGUCUUCACGCCCUCCCCAGAUUUCCCAGACUCCGACAUAUUACCUUGAACUUCGGUCACCGCGACGACGAUUAUAUAUCGCCCUGGGCAUUUGAGCGCGCUAGGCCUCAACAUUUGGAUACGCUACUGCGUGUCCUCAAUCAGGCAGGUCAAGAAAUCCGACUGAGGACUCUCGUGGUCCGCGACCUAGACUGGCAUUUCUUCGACCGCGACGACUCUGCUCUUGCGCGACGACUCUGCUCUUGGAAUUCUCCUUGCACCUCUUGCAAAUAUCAAGAACCUGUGUUUCGACAUCAACGACUGUUACGUAGCGACAUUGGAUGACUCCUCCGGCGACGACUUCCGCGCAUGUCGCCAACUGAUGCGGACAGGUGUUCUUCGAAAAUGCCUUCCGGCACUGAAAGUGCUCGACGCUCUCGAAAUUGGAUUCCAGUAUUGAGACUCAGAGCCCGAGGAACUAGUUCGCAGUUGCCCGCUCCUUCAAAUCAUCCCCCCAGGCUUUACUUGGGAGUAUUUGAAGUCGUUGAGCCUCUGCCAUAUCGACUGCGACAGACACCAGAUGAUGCGAGUUCUCGUGCGGCACCGACAGACUCUCCGGUGUCUGUGUUUGAAAAAUGUCUAUCUACGGAACACUUAUUGGAUUUAUUUCCUCAGAGACAUCCAAAAGCAGAUCUACCUAACCAAGGCGUGCAUCUGCGGUUUUCUACAAGGAUGUCAUGAAGACUUGGAGGUGCAUCAAGAACCCCA